CCCAACUUGAUAACACCCCGAUUUUACGUCGAGCUGUGUUCACUUCAACUUUGACAACAAAGUAACUUCAAAACAGUAAUUCUUAAGAUAAUCUUUAAUAUUUGAAUUUAAUCAUUAUAAUCACUGCUUCGUAAUAAGAGAAAUUGUGGGGCACCAAACGUAUUCAAAACACCCAUAUUGACUCUCAGCUAGACAUAAUCAGUUUGAAAUGGAUCCAAGUCAUACCGAUACACGUACAGGAGUUUCCAGCAUGUGCACACAUUCAGCAAUAACUCAGGAGACUUUCGAUAAUGCUGUUAAGGAGAAUAGGGAAGUGUUCGACCUCAACGAAAAAGACGCUCUAGAAGAGACGGUCCACCAAUUUGAGUCACAGGGAGUGAAUCUAAGUGGGAUCCUCGUAAAGCCAAUGGCCUCGCAAGAACUCGGGGCCAUUAAGACAGCCGUUGAGAAGCUGGUGCAACUGCAAAAGACCAAGGGAAGUCUAGAGACAGUCAAUGAGACUUUGAAGGAAAUAACUGCUGCAUGUGAUCAGGGAGUUCCACAUAGAAUUGCAGCAGGAAAAGCUGAUGCCUAUAGAGUGUUGCUCGAUACUUACGAGACAUUUAACGAUAAAGAUGCGAGAACCAAUGUCUUAAAAGCCCUAAUUGCCUUGAUGACUAAACAGCCCGAUUUGCUGGACGUCAGGGGAAUCGAAUUUAUCAUUAGCAACUUGAAAGAUCAGCGCUCUGAUCCCCAACUGCAACGACUGAUACUGAAGUGGACCAAAGAGUCGUGUGUUAAGCACGAGACAAACAGGCAGCAAAUCUUCGAUUCGCAUAUAGUGGACAUUCUCAAGGGCUUUCUAAUCGAAAACACGCCUAUAGAAGUAAUUAGAGAAACACUGUCAGUGUGUAGGGCUCUAGUUCUGGAUGACGAUAUUCGCGUGGAAUUUGGGCGAGCCCAUGAACAUGCCAGAGUUAUUGCCAGUGAAACCCUUUGCUCGAUUAUGACGCUUUUGAGCAAAUACAGAGGCGAGGAGCAGCUUAACGUGGACAUCAUGUUAACACUGACUGCAUUAAUGGUGCGGGCUGAAUUUUGCAAGAAAGUCUAUGAUGCGGGCGGAAUUGACCUGAUCAAGAAUGUAAUGGAGACGUUCGCCAAUAGUGAUAAAAUUAUCAGACAGGGCUUUAAGUUGAUCAAAUCCUUAGCGGGGGAUGACGAGUGUAAGGAACAUUUGAUCGUCAAGGGAUACACUGAAGUGUUAAGGGACUCGAUUCUUGCCAAUAUGGAAAGUGCCGGUACCGUAACGGCAGGACUGGCCGCGAUCGCAGCUAUGACUUUACGAAGCCCACAAAACAGCAAAGCCCUAUUUGAUGCCGGAAUUCCUGAAGUCAUUGUCGCUGCAAUGAAGCAUCAUUCUGAGCAAAAGGCUGUUCAGAAAGCCGGUAGCUGGGCCAUUAGGAACAUGGUGUCUAGAAGCCAAUACCAGUGCGCAAAAUUCAUCGAUCUGGGAGCCGAGGAAGUUUUGCAUCAGAAUUUGGAGAAAUUCAAAGAUACCCAAUACGACGUAAAAGCGGCCUUGCGAGAUUUGGGCUGCAACCUGGUGUUCAAGGAGGAGUGGACUGGAAAAGGCGGCGCGUUGACUACCGGUAAAAUACGCGAAUAAAAUAUUAAAAGGCGUCUUGAAGGAGCACGAUAACAUAUUCUAGACUUCGGCUUUUCUAAUUGGGUUUUCGGUUAGAGAUGGUUAAUUAAUUACUAUUUACAUUUUUUGAUAUAUUCACUUUAUCCGCUAAUAAAUUAUUAUCAAUA
This is a messenger RNA of Dendroctonus ponderosae (mountain pine beetle), 1791 nucleotides long. Its product is annotated as armadillo repeat-containing protein 6 homolog. The record is from RefSeq and is a predicted model, not a curated record. The transcript is spliced from 8 exons. NCBI's taxonomy places the organism in Eukaryota, Metazoa, Arthropoda, Insecta, Coleoptera, Curculionidae. Bases 209 to 1645 code for a protein of 478 amino acids. Gene Ontology annotation, biological process: hematopoietic progenitor cell differentiation.